AUGUCGGUUUUAGUUAACGGUUGUCCUACUAAAGAGUUUAUGGUAGAAAGAGGAUUUCGUCAAGGUGAUUCUCUUUCUCCUUUUCUCUUCGUUAUUGUGGCGGAAGGAUUAAAUCUUAUGGUGAAUAAGGCGGUGGAAAACGGGGAUUUUGUAGGGUGUAAUGUGAAAGGCAAAUGUUUUGUGGACAUCCUUCAAUUUGUGGAUGACACUUUAUUGGUGGGAGAUGGAAGUUGGAAGCAUCCUUGGGCUAUCAAAUCGGUGUUGAGAGGGUUUGAGAUUGUUUCGGGGCUUGGUAUUAAUUUUAAUAAGAGUAAGAUUGUUGGAAUUAAUAUUAAUCCUCAUUUUUUGGAAGUGGCUACUUCCUUCCUUUCUAGUAGGACAGAGUCGAAGGAGUUCACUUUCCUCGCCAUUCGCAUUGGAUCUAAUCCUAGAAGAGUUCACUCUUGGAGGCCGUUGGUGGAUAGUAUAAGGAAACACUUGUGCUCUUGGAAAUGGAGGUGGCUGAGUUUUGGGGGAAGAAUCACUCUUCUAAAGUCGGUCUUAGGUAGUUUACCUAUAUUUACGUUGUCUUUCUAUUUGGCUCCUAGGAAGGUCAUUCGGGAGAUCAAUAAAAUUCAAAGUAAUUUUCUUUGGGGUGGUAUUGAAGAGAGAAGGAGAAUUUAUUGGGUGUGUUGGAAUGAUGUUUGUCGUCCGGUGGAUAAGGGAGGUCUUGGGUUAAGGAGGAUGGAAGAUUUCAAUAUGACUCUUCUUCUUAAGUGGAAAAGGAGAAUUUUGGAAAGUACUAAUUCUGUGUGGUAUAGUAUGUUGAAGGCGCGAUACGGAGAUGUCAAGUUACAGGUUGUCAUUGAAGGUGGGAAGAUUGAUAACUAUAGUUCUAAGUCGGUGUGGUGGUGUUAG
This is a messenger RNA of Vicia villosa (hairy vetch), 897 nucleotides long. RefSeq lists its product as uncharacterized. The record is from RefSeq and is a predicted model, not a curated record. NCBI's taxonomy places the organism in Eukaryota, Viridiplantae, Streptophyta, Magnoliopsida, Fabales, Fabaceae. The transcript has a single exon. Bases 1 to 897 code for a protein of 298 amino acids.